Molecule: messenger RNA, 1020 nt
Organism: Mangifera indica (mango)
Lineage: Eukaryota; Viridiplantae; Streptophyta; Magnoliopsida; Sapindales; Anacardiaceae
Product: increased DNA methylation 3-like
Exons: 3
Coding region: 203-646 (147 amino acids)
Cellular component (GO): nucleus
Source: RefSeq, a predicted model, not a curated record
CAAGUCAGUGGCACACUCUGGUUGGUUGUAAAUAGGAAUGAAAACAGUGAGCAGUUUGCUUCUGUUUAGUCCGAACUUCAACUUCAAGUAGGCCAGAGUCCGAGAAAACGCUGCCGCUACAGACAGCGGAGUAGCUUUAAAUCAACGGCAGUCCUUUAGUUACCGGAAUCCUGCUGUUGGUGAGGAAACAACAUUUAUAAGCAUGGAUAGGGGAAAUAAUGUUGAACAUCCACAAUUGAAGCCCUCAGUUGUUUUAACUGGAACUGCCAAAGAAGGUAGUGUUGGGCCACCUGUUGGUCUUGUAGACAUUGGUGUGAGUGAAGGUGCCUACCUUUUCCGAGUUGCACUUCCUGGCAUCCGAAGGGAUCAAAGUGAGAUGAAAUGUGAGAUCCACCAGAAUGGGAAGGUUCAUAUCCAAGGAGUUAUAACAGAUGGAACUAUCCUGAAAGAUUCAAGUGCAUAUCAGAUGAAAGUCCAGCAACUGUGCCCGUCUGGACCUUUCACCAUUUCCUUUAAUCUGCCAGGACCUGUUGAUCCCCGAUUGUUUUCUCCCAGUUUUCGUCCUGAUGGUAUCCUGGAGGUGGUGGUUAUGAAAUACAAAGUGCACAAUACUCCUCCAGGAGAUGGUUUGCAUCCUCACCCGUAAGGAAUUUAAGGAGUUGUCCGAUACCAAAUAUCACAAGGCAAGUCUUAGAGAUCAAAAGUCAAGGUACCUAGAUGCAUAAUUACGUUAUUAUAUCUGAGAAAAUAUAGAGUCUGCACAGUCAAUAUAAGGCGACUAUAAACUCUGUAAUGUUGCAUGUCCAAUUAGGAGCUAACAAAUGCAUGCCUUGCUGUUGAAUGAAAUGAAUUUAUCCAGCAGCAAAAAUUCUUUCCUUGAAGAUCUUGUUCUUCAUGUUGUGUUCAUUAGUUUGUGAGCUUUUGGAUGCAUCUUUUAAAUCUCAUUGAUCAAAACUAAAUUUUGUAAUGCUUCACCUCUGCUUUCCUGUGGAUUAAUAUAAUUGUAUCUUCAUUUUAUCA